UUCUGGCGAGGAUCAUGCCGCAUCCCACCUACGUGAUCCUGGGCUCCGGCGGCCACACCGCCGAGAUGUGCCGUCUCGCCCGGGCGCUGCUCCAGCCGGCGGACAACCAGCGGGCGGAGGAAUACCACCCUGUGCGCCUAAUCCUCGCCAGCAGCGAUUCCACAUCGGAGCGGCAGUUCAGGGAGGCCCUGCCGGAGGUGGCUUCGCGGGCGGAGUGCAUCCGCGUGCCCCGCAGCCGCAGCGUUGGCCAAUCCUGGCUGAGCACCCUGUUCACCGCCCUGUGGUCGCUCCUCUUCAGUUGCUACCUCGUUUGGCGCGACCGCCCGCAGUUGAUCCUGUGCAAUGGACCCGGCACCUGUGUGCCCUUCUGCUAUGCCGCCUGGAUGUGGCGCCUCCUGGGCCGCCUGCCCGCCCACUCGAGGAUUGUUUUCGUGGAGAGCUUCUGUCGCGUGGAGACGCUUUCGCUGAGUGGAAGGCUGCUCCUGCCGCUGGCCGAUCUCUUCGUGGUCCACUGGCCGCAGCUGGCGGAGCGCUAUGAGGAGAGGCGGAAUCUACGCUAUUUCGGUCGCAUUUUGUAACAUUAUUUAAUCAGUUAGAAAACAAAGAAUGAUAAAUU
Drosophila takahashii is the source of this 616-nucleotide messenger RNA. It is a transcript of the gene Alg14, whose product is annotated as ALG14, UDP-N-acetylglucosaminyltransferase subunit. Gene Ontology annotation, cellular component: UDP-N-acetylglucosamine transferase complex. NCBI's taxonomy places the organism in Eukaryota, Metazoa, Arthropoda, Insecta, Diptera, Drosophilidae. Gene Ontology annotation, biological process: dolichol-linked oligosaccharide biosynthetic process. The record is from RefSeq and is a predicted model, not a curated record. Gene Ontology annotation, molecular function: N-acetylglucosaminyldiphosphodolichol N-acetylglucosaminyltransferase activity.